Messenger RNA from Archocentrus centrarchus (flier cichlid), 1851 nucleotides. It is a transcript of the gene upp2, whose product is annotated as uridine phosphorylase 2. Gene Ontology annotation, molecular function: uridine phosphorylase activity. The record is from RefSeq and is a predicted model, not a curated record. The coding region runs from base 511 to 1452 and encodes 313 amino acids. Gene Ontology annotation, cellular component: cytosol; cytoplasm. Gene Ontology annotation, biological process: nucleotide catabolic process; uridine catabolic process. Lineage: Eukaryota; Metazoa; Chordata; Actinopteri; Cichliformes; Cichlidae. The transcript is spliced from 7 exons.
ACAGUGUGUCGGCUCUGUCUUUCUGUUUUGAUAUGACAGUGCGAGUGUCAGAGGUUAUCUCAGUGUUCUUUUCCUACAUUGUGUCACUACAUGCCAGUUAUUCAAUAGAUUCAGACUGCCUAUUGGUGAAACAUUACACACCCACACACGCUUUUCCAAGGUUUAGUCAUAACAGUGUUUUUAUGACACAUUGCGUAAUUUAAUUGGUGCCUGUAUGUCUUUUUUUUUUUAAACUUUACUUAGACUUUAGAACUGGACAGUCAUUUUGAUGUGAUUGAUUCGUGCUCUGUUUGGGGCUCGGUGGAUGUUUUUGUGGGAGCAGCAAGGGUGAGCUACUCCCCUCUCACUGGAACCAAUCAGUGGCAAGGUUAGAGGUCACCACUAUAUCCACUGUGCAGUCUGAUAUUCUGAUAACUCUUACUGGGAAAGCAGAAACAGUAAGCACUUGGAGGUUUCAUAGCAACUUUUGAAGACAUUUUAAAACUUAAUUUCAAAGCGUCUUCUGCAGUCAUGGCACCGAUUCUUCUGAACCAUGUGGGGAAUGAGCAGAAUGAAUAUAUAAAACAACAGGUCCAAGUGAAAAAUCCCAAUUUGGACACCAUGGAAGAGGACAUUCUCUACCACUUCAGCCUGAGCACUAAGACUCACAACCUCCCCGAAAUGUUUGGAGAUAUUAAGUUUGUGUGUGUUGGUGGCAGCGCAAACCGAAUGAAGGCUUUCGCCCAGUUCAUCCAUCAGGAGCUUAAACUGCCUGGAAAUCCAGAAGACAUCAAAGAUAUCUGUGAGGGAACUGAUCGCUACUGCAUGUACAAAGUGGGACCGGUGCUCUCUAUAAGUCAUGGCAUGGGAGUCCCAUCCAUCUCCAUCAUGCUGCAUGAGCUCAUCAAGCUGUUGCACCAUGCCCAUUGCCGUGAUGUGGUUUUGUUUCGCCUGGGAACAUCUGGUGGAGUCGGUCUGGCUCCAGGGACUGUGGUGGUCACGGAUAAAGCAGUGGACUACUCUUUCCGCCCCCAGUUUGAACAGGUUGUUUUGGGUAAAGUUAUCACGAGGAGCACUGAACUGGAUGAGGGAGUAGCCAACGAGCUUCUGCAGUGCUCGUCUGAGCUUCAAACUUUUCCGACAGUGAUCGGGAACACCAUGUGCACCCAUGACUUCUAUGAAGGUCAAGGCCGACUUGACGGAGCUCUCUGCUCCUUCUCUCAAGAAGAGAAACUAGAGUAUCUGAGGAAAGCUUAUGAGGCCGGAGUGAGGAAUAUUGAAAUGGAGUCCACUGUUUUCGCUGCUAUGUGCCGUGUCUGUGGCCUCAAAGGAGCUGUGGUAUGCGUUACAUUGCUGAACCGCUUCGAAGGGGAUCAGAUCACAUCACCACAUGAUGUUCUGGUGGAUUAUCAACAUAGACCUCAAAUCCUGGUAGCACAUUUUAUCAAGAAACGCCUGGGGUAUAUUGUCUGACAUCCCAGCUGCCUUAAAAAAAAAAUGUAUAUAGUUUUAACUCAUGUGCAUAUGUAUAUAUACUGUACCUAAAAUGUUGAUAUUGAAAUAUUUAAAAGUUACACAUUAAGAUUUUAUUGUGAUUUUUUUGACACUAAAAUGCUAAGCGUGUUGCAUAUAUGCUUAUAGAGUGUAGGUGUAACUAUGUGUUAUAUCUAUUAUAUUUAAUACCUUGAUAUCUUUGUAAGUUAAGACAACUCAAAAUGAUAUGUUCUGUAUCUUGAUUGCCAUGUUUAUCUAUGCCAUAGCUGUAAUUACAGUCCAGCAAGAAAGGAGAUUACUUCAAAAAUGAGAGGGUAUGUUUUUAAGACCAAGAAACACGCUUCAAUGAAUUGAAAUAAAAAUAUCAAGUUGGGACAG